UUCUUCGAUUAGUUCGAGUCUCCAGUUCGGGUUGAAAAGAUGUCCAAGAGUCAAGUUUUGGGUUGUUCGUUCGCGAUUUUGCUGCUGGUCUCGUUAGCAGAUUCAGCGAAAGAGUGCAUCCAGUGCUUCGGCGGAACGGCUGAUUGUGUCGGGCUGAACAAAGUUCAAUGCACGCGGGAGAAUGCUGCCGUUACGGCGUACCGGAUGAGCCACAUUUUUCCGGACGCGCAAGCGAUGACCCCCGCCAGCGACAGCUACUACUGUGCGGAAGCGUCAUACAGCGUGUUUGUGUCCGGUGAAAAUCCAAACCUGCCGCAGAUUCCGGAGUUUCCCGAGUUUCCAGAAAAUACUCAAGUCGUGUUCAAGGUAAAAGGUUGCAUUUUUGCACCGACCGGCAAUCUCUGUGAUAAGAACGUGGACGUGAACGGACAGUUUAGCUGUAGAUACUGCUCUUCAGAUAACUGCAACGGUGCAUUCAGUUUGGGAUGCAGUUUGUUAUUGCUGAUUGGAUGUCUGAUCUUCACUCGGUUUUUAAGUAAUUGAGUCCAAUAAAGUGCCACACAUUUAUUAA
Messenger RNA from Culex quinquefasciatus (southern house mosquito), 571 nucleotides. RefSeq lists its product as uncharacterized. Bases 40 to 543 code for a protein of 167 amino acids. The transcript is spliced from 3 exons. NCBI's taxonomy places the organism in Eukaryota, Metazoa, Arthropoda, Insecta, Diptera, Culicidae. The record is from RefSeq and is a predicted model, not a curated record.